GCUCGGGCACUCUCAGUCCAGACUCAGAGCUGCGACCGUCCACCUCGACAUCUACAGACUCGAGACCUCGCCGACCACCAUGGCAGCUUAUGGAUGCGCAAUGGGACUUCUGCUGCUUCUCGUUACUUGUGGAGGCAACCCGCUGUACGACUACCAACCAUUCGUGGGAUACCAUUACCCUGAUCUGACGACGGGAGCGGCCGGAGGCGGCUACUACUACAACCCCCCGGUGGCGGCUCCAUCGGCCGUUGCCACCGGUUUCUUCCCGCAGCACGUGCCCGCCUUCACGCUCACACAGGUUAGCAGGUCGGCCAUCUGCACGCUCGUCAACACGUCCAUGUCGGAAGUGUCGGGCGAGGUGCGGCUGUUCCAGGGCAGCCCGCACGAGCCGGUGGUGGUGUCCGGGGUGGUGAGCGGCCUGGAGCCGGGGCUGCACGGCUUCCACGUGCACCGCGAGGGCAAGCUGGGCAACGACUGCGCCGACGCCGGGCCGCACUUCAACCCCGACAACUCUACUCACGGCGGCCCUCACGAUGAGAAGCGUCACGCGGGAGACCUGGGCAACAUCGAGGCCGGCCCCACUGGCGUGGCGGACUUCGCGGUGCUGAGCGACCGGCUGUCGCUGGUGCCCGAGAGCAAGUACUACGCCGUGGGCCGCGCCGUCGUCGUCCACCAGAAGGAGGACGACCUGGGCAAGGGCGGCAACGACGAGUCGCUGCGCACCGGCAACGCGGGCGCGCGCCUCGCCUGCUGCGUCAUCCGGCCCCUGCACUUCUGAGGCGAUCGACCCGUCCCACUGUACUCAGGAGGCACCGGACACCGAGGCGUAUGUGGAACAGGAACAUGUGGUCGCUGACGGCAGCUGUCGGAAACAGUAGGCCAGCGAAUUUGGCAACACUGGUGAACUCUCCCCAACAGAUGGGUUUACAUGACUCGAAGCCAUCUGAUCAGAACUAUUGCAUGAUGUGGCUACGGACAUUACAAAAAAUAAAAAAUCUUCAAAUGUGUGUGAAAUCUUAUGCGACUUAACUGCUAAGGUCAUCAGUCCCUAAGCUAAGCCU
This is a messenger RNA of Schistocerca piceifrons (Central American locust), 1061 nucleotides long. RefSeq names its product superoxide dismutase [Cu-Zn]-like. Gene Ontology annotation, molecular function: copper ion binding; superoxide dismutase activity. Bases 80 to 778 code for a protein of 232 amino acids. Gene Ontology annotation, biological process: removal of superoxide radicals. The record is from RefSeq and is a predicted model, not a curated record. The transcript has 5 exons. Lineage: Eukaryota; Metazoa; Arthropoda; Insecta; Orthoptera; Acrididae.